Aspergillus nidulans FGSC A4 is the source of this 1255-nucleotide messenger RNA. RefSeq lists its product as uncharacterized. Bases 1 to 1194 code for a protein of 397 amino acids. NCBI's taxonomy places the organism in Eukaryota, Fungi, Ascomycota, Eurotiomycetes, Eurotiales, Aspergillaceae. Gene Ontology annotation, molecular function: nucleotide binding. The transcript has a single exon. The record is from RefSeq and is a predicted model, not a curated record.
AUGGCCUCUCAUUCUCAGCCUACCUGCCUCAACGUGGGCAUCCUAGCAGCAGGCCCGCACCCCGUCCAAACUAUAUACCUGCCAGCACUGAACGCGCUCUCUAAUCUUUAUACAAUAUCUGCAUUCUAUAUGCCGAGCUCCACUGCGCAAUCCGACAAAGAACGGGCGGUCACACCGAACGCCAUCCUUACCGACCCCAGUAUAUCGCUUAUUCUGAAUUUUAUGCCGAACGAGUACCACGAACUCUACACAAUCGCCGCCCUCCAAGCCGGCAAGCACGUUAUGGUUGAGACCCCCGUGAGCUUGAGCAUCCCAUCCGCAAAGCGGAUCCUUGAUGCAGAGAAAGAUGCGCCGAACGGGGCGCGCGUCUUUGUAGCCUGUGCAAGGCGGUACGCGCCUUGCUUUGAAAGUGUGUUCAAGAAAGAGGUGGCGGAGCUAGAGAGGAUCCAUUAUGCGCGGUUGAGGAUGAUCGCCGGGCCGCAUGUUGCGCAUACGGCGACGAGUCUAAGGGUUGUUUCGAGUGAUGAGCCCGAGCUCGGGAACGGUUCUAAGGAGGGGGUCCAGGGGGAGAAGGAGAAGGAGGAGGAGGACGAAGAUCGAGCAGCGCGCCUCCACGACCUGAUGGAGGAGGUCUUUGGUAAAGAAGAACAACCAAAUCACGAGCGCAUCGCCCUCAGUCGCUUUCUUGCCUCGCUGGGCUGCCACGACCUCGGUUUGAUGCGAGACACACUCGGCUAUCCAGAUGCGAUCUCAAAUAUCUCGGUGAAUGAGCCAUUCUACUCAGCGCUGUUCCACUACAAUGGCAGCGUUGCCGGUGCCCGGUACGGCCGACAUCCGUUUACGCUCAUGUACGAAACCGGGACGGAUUGCGUACCGCGAUGUGAUGCGCAGCUGGCGGUGUAUGGACAUAACAAAACUGUCACUAUUCAUUAUGACCUGCCGUAUGCGCGGGCACAGCCGGUUCGCGUUGUUGUUGAGAGGGCAGAUGAGCGCGGUGGGUUGAUGCAGACAGAGACGGUGAGUACCUGGGAGGAGGCUUACCAGGAAGAAUUGAAGGCGCUGUAUGCAUACCUCGUUGAGGGGAAGCCGGCAAAGACAACUGCGAGAGAUUCGUUGCAAGACAUCAAGCUGUUUCAGACAAUAUUCGACCAGUACAAUAAGCAAUGUGGGACGAUCCGCACUCCGCUUGGUUAGAUUAGGUCUUGCUUGAAGUUCGAAGUGUUAGUUGGGUAAUAUUCAGUUCAGUCGCUCUUAG